Molecule: messenger RNA, 1343 nt
Organism: Tilletiaria anomala UBC 951
Lineage: Eukaryota; Fungi; Basidiomycota; Exobasidiomycetes; Georgefischeriales; Tilletiariaceae
Product: acid protease
Exons: 2
Coding region: 154-1263 (369 amino acids)
Biological process (GO): proteolysis
Molecular function (GO): aspartic-type endopeptidase activity
Source: RefSeq, a predicted model, not a curated record
UGUUUCGUAGGGGUCCGUGAUGAUAUAUAAACAGGCGACCGCCAUCGUCCGUAUCCUCGAGUCCCUUUUCCCUUCACCCCAUCCUCUCCCCCUCUAGUGUCCAUCGACUUCGCCCUUCCUUCCCCUUCUGCUCACCUCUGAAUUAUUUCCAUCAUGCAACUCAAGGCGCCAAUCCUCGCCGCCGCGCUGGCCACCGUCUCGUUCGUCUCGGCUGCACCGGCUACAACGCCAGCCAAAACGCUGGAGGUCCCGCUGAGCAAACGUGCCGGUGCGCUGCUCAUCCCCGGAAGCAACCUCAUCGACUUCACCAAGGUAACGCAGCACAUGCAGGCGCUCAAGGCCAAGUACGACAAGACAGCCAACAAGAACAAGCGCAACACCGGCACCGUCCCGCUCACCGACCAGAGCUCCGAGGAGCUGUGGACCGGCACCGUUAACAUCGGUACCCCUGCGCAAAGCCUGAGCGUUGACUUUGACACGGGCAGCAGCGACUUCGUCGCCAAUAAUGGCGCAUACAACCCGUCCAAGUCGUCCACCUCCACGAACACCGGCAACACCUUUCAGGUCUCCUACGGUGAUGGCACAACAGCUUCGGGCCCCAUCUACACCGAUACGGCGACCGUGGGCGGCCUGACCGCAACGGGCGUAACGAUCGGGAGGGCGGGCGACAACAACUUCAUCGGUGACGGCGCCAAUGCGCUCGCAGGUAUGGGCUUGCCGCAGCUGUCCAACUUCCCGGAGCAGGAGCCGUUGUGGAAGUCGCUAUCAGACCAGGGCAAGAUCAGCCCCGUGUUCAACAUAAAGCUACGCACCAGCGGCUCAACGCUCAUCCUCGGCGCUGCCGGCUCAAGUCCCACGUACACCUCGCUGUCGUCCGACGUCGGCUACUGGCAAGUUGCAGCGAGUGUGAACGGGCAAAACUUCCAGUCCGUCGUCGACUCGGGCACAACGCUCAUCGUUGCGCCAACCUCGGCGGCGAAAAAGCUCUUCAGUCAGCUCGGUCUAUCGACCUUCACGCAAGACUCGACGCUCUACGCGUCAUACGACUGCUCGUCGACCCCGCAGGUCACCUUCAACUACGGCAGCAAGUCCAUCACCCUCUCCUCCGCGACCGCCACGUUCGGCACAACAAACAGCGGCUCCUGCGUUCUCUCCAUCGUCGGCGAGGACAUCGGCUACUCCGCCUGGAUCACUGGCGACCCUCUCUUUCGCAACACUGUGGUCACCUUUGACUACACCAACAACCGCGUCGGCUUCUCAUAGAUGAUCAAUGUCCCCUGUGCGGGACAUGGAUGGAAGUCAAGUAAUUUAACACCUGCCAAAAAGGAAACGGCCCCUUAAUG